GAAAAGACGAAGAAGAGGGUAAGAGACGAUGAUCGGACAAGACGUGGAAGAGCUCCGGAAGCUUGUCGACCGCCAUCCUUCUGGUGGGUGGGAGAAAUGCUGGGAGCUUGAAUUGACACCAUGGGACAUAGGUGGUCCGACUCCGAUCGUCGUUCACCUCCUUGACUCGGCCUCUUUGCCCAACGGCACCGCCUUAGUCCCUGGAUGUGGUGCCGGCUAUGAUGUGGUCGCUAUGGCAUCACCUGAGCGUUAUGUCAUUGGAUUGGAUUACUCUGACUCUGCUACUAAGAAAAAAAACGACAACUUAUAA
Tarenaya hassleriana is the source of this 310-nucleotide messenger RNA. Its product is annotated as thiocyanate methyltransferase 1-like. The transcript has 4 exons. Gene Ontology annotation, molecular function: S-adenosylmethionine-dependent methyltransferase activity. Lineage: Eukaryota; Viridiplantae; Streptophyta; Magnoliopsida; Brassicales; Cleomaceae. The coding region runs from base 29 to 310 and encodes 93 amino acids. The record is from RefSeq and is a predicted model, not a curated record.